UCCUUUCAUUUUUAUUAGUACAUGUGCGGAUUGUUACAGUAAUAUUAUACUUAUUUGAAAGGAUUAUUGAUUUAAGUUUGACUAAUUUUAGUUAUUCUGCAUUACAGCUACAAAAAUUCGAAUAUAACUUUUGAUGAGAUGGAUGAUUAUAAUAAAUUAAUCAAGACUAAUAAUCCGAUGACUGAUGAAGAACGCAAAGAACUUGCAAGUCGUCUUGACAAAGAUUUAGAUAAUUUCAUUGAUAAUUUAGAACAGAAACCUUAUAAAGAUGGCUGGGACGAAUCUAAUUGGCGAGAAGAAAUGGAUAAACAUCCUUUUUUUAUGACAAAACCACCUGAUCCAACAGAAGAACCCUCACCACUUGUUGAAGGUUUACAAAAUUUACGUUAUGAUCCGGAUGAUAAUACUUCAGAAGAACUAGCUGAUAAACACAAAGAAGAUGGAAAUUUUAAUUUUAAGUGUAAAAAAUAUAAAUUUGCAAUUAUGUGUUAUCAAGAAGGUCUUAGACUAGAGUUUGAAAAUAAUCAGCUCCGUGCCCAAAUGUAUAAUAAUAUGUCUGCAUCUCAUUACUUUUUAAAAAAUUACAGAUCAAGUCUAAAAGCAGCACAAGAAGCUUUAUUAUUAAAACCAGAUUAUGAAAAGACAAUCAUGAGAGCAAUUAAUUGUUGUCUUUAUUUAAAGAAAUAUGACGAAUGUAUGGAGUAUUGUGAUAAAUAUCUUAAACAAGUACCUGAUGAUAUAACUGUGAUUAAUAUUAAAAAAGAAGCACUAAAAUCUAAGAAAAUUAUGGAAAAAGAUUUAAGAAAACUAAUGAAAAUUCAAAAACAGCAAGAUACUGAAAAACAAAAUCUAUUAGAUGAACUUAAUAAGAGAAAUUUAGUGAUAUUUGGAGGAAAAAGUAGUUCAAUUAAAGACUUAUCAGUUUUGGAUCCGAAAGUUCCUGGUUUAGUACAAAAAGUACAUUUAAUUGAUAAUCGUCUUGUAUGGCCUGUAACAUUUCUGUAUCCUGAAUAUCAAACAUCUGAUAUUGUACAAGAAUUCCAUGAAGAUUCAUUAUUUUAUAAUCACUUGUUAGAAAUUUUUUCUGAACGACCGGAGUGGGAUGUAGAUGGAAAAUAUAAUGCUGAUUCAGUGAAUAUUUAUUUUGAAGUUAUAAAUAAAUAUAAUAAGACAAGUGUUGUUAAAAUUGAUGUACAUAAUUGUACUUUAUCCGAAGCUUUAACUUCUUUAAGAUGUCCAAUUGAUAAUGGGAUGCCAGUAUUUAUUGUAUUUGUUGCUGGUCAAAAGUGUGAAAAGGAAUUUUUAAAAACUGCCACAUAAUUUUCAUAAUAUUAAAGAUAAAAACUAUGAAGAAUAAUUUACUAAAAAUGGUGACCAAAACAAUAUUAAACAUGUUCUAUUAUUUAUAAAAUUUUAUCAUUGAAUACUCAAUUAUAUAUAUAUAAAUAAGAAUGUUAUUGCUAACAAAUAUCUAUUAUAACCAUGGAAUUUUACGUGAAAUAAACUAUAAGAUUAUGUUUUUGUUAUAUAUUAAAAACUAGUAACUUUUUUAAUUUAUAAACAAAAAAUAAAAUAUUGUUUUUGACUGAGUA
Molecule: messenger RNA, 1592 nt
Organism: Daktulosphaira vitifoliae (grape phylloxera)
Lineage: Eukaryota; Metazoa; Arthropoda; Insecta; Hemiptera; Phylloxeridae
Product: DNA polymerase interacting tetratricopeptide repeat-containing, protein of 47 kDa-like
Exons: 8
Coding region: 139-1320 (393 amino acids)
Molecular function (GO): Hsp90 protein binding
Source: RefSeq, a predicted model, not a curated record